Aspergillus mulundensis is the source of this 1746-nucleotide messenger RNA. RefSeq names its product RNA-processing protein NOP58 (gene nop58). NCBI's taxonomy places the organism in Eukaryota, Fungi, Ascomycota, Eurotiomycetes, Eurotiales, Aspergillaceae. The transcript is spliced from 3 exons. The record is from RefSeq and is a predicted model, not a curated record. Gene Ontology annotation, cellular component: small-subunit processome; box C/D methylation guide snoRNP complex. Gene Ontology annotation, molecular function: snoRNA binding. The coding region runs from base 1 to 1746 and encodes 581 amino acids.
AUGACCCUCUUCAUCCUGACCGAGACCAGUGCGGGCUAUGCCCUGCUCAAGGCUAAGGACAAGAAGCUUCUGAAGCGUGAUGAUAUCGCUACUGAGGCUUCCACAGCUGAGGGUGUUUCCAACCUGCUCAAGCUGAAGAGCUUCCAGAAGUUCGACAGUGCCACAGCAGCCCUCGAAGAAGUCGCCUCCGUCGUUGAAGGAAAGGUUACUCCUCGUCUUGCCAGCCUCCUCGAUGAGAUCAAGGAUGAGAAGAAGGUCUCGCUGGCCGUGGCUGAUCCCAAGCUGGGAAAUGCCAUUGGAAAGCUUCCCGGUCUUGACAUCUCAUUGAUCGCCGAUUCCACAACGGCCGAUAUCUACCGCGCCAUCCGUGAACAUCUUCCUACGCUGAUUCCUGGUCUUCUUCCCCAGGACAUGUCUACCAUGUCUUUGGGUCUGUCCCACUCUCUCGCUCGUCACAAGCUCAAGUUCUCCCCCGACAAGAUCGACACCAUGAUCGUUCAGGCUAUUGGUCUGCUGGACGACCUUGACAAAGAACUUAACAACUACGCCAUGCGUGUGAAGGAAUGGUACGGCUGGCACUUCCCUGAAUUGGCAAAGAUCCUCAACGACAACAUCGCCUACUCCAGACUCGUCCUUAAGAUGGGUAUGCGAUCCAACUUUGAGAACGCCGAUCUCGCAGAGAUCCUGCCUGAAGAAAUUGAGGGCGCUGUGAAGGCCGCCGCCGACAGGUCUAUGGGUACAGAAAUCAGCGAGGAUGAUUUGGAGAACAUCCAGGCUCUGGCCGAGCAGGUCAUUGGUUUCUCUGACUACCGUUCCCAGCUCGCCGGCUACAUCACCGCCCGUAUGAACGCCAUUGCUCCUAACCUUACCGCUUUGGUUGGCGAUCUGGUUGGUGCCCGGCUCAUCGCCCACGCCGGUAGCUUGACCAACCUCUCCAAGAGCCCUGCCAGUACUCUCCAGAUCCUUGGUGCCGAGAAGGCGCUCUUCCGUGCUCUGAAGACCAAGCACGACACACCCAAGUACGGUUUGAUCUACCACGCCUCUCUAAUCGGUCAGGCCACCGGAAAGAACAAGGGUAAGAUGGCACGUGUCCUCGCCGCCAAGGCCUCUCUCGGUAUCCGUGUUGAUGCCCUUGCUGAAUGGGACGACGACGUUGCCGAGGAGGAGAAGGCCAACCUGGGUACUGAGGCCCGGUUUAACCUGGAGCGUAAGCUGGCCGCUCUCGAAGGCAAGCCCCUCAAGCCUCGUGGUGUUGCUAUCGGCCCCGACGGUGCCGCUCAGCCCGGCAAGUUCAAUAUCAGCGAAGCCCGGAAAUACAACCCUGAUGCCGACGCCAUGGAUCAGGAUGAGGCUACCCCCGCCAAGAAGAAGCUUGUUCAGGAGGUCCAGGACGAGGAGAUGGCCGAUGCUGACUCUGACGCUGAGCCCGCUGCUAACGGCGUUGAGUCUGACUCAUCUGACGAAGAGACAACCAAGAAGUCCAAGAAGAGCAAGGACUCAGAACUUGAGAAGCUCGCCGAGAAGGCCGGGCUAAGCCUCAAGCGAUACAAGCGAAAGCUCGAGCGAGGCGAGAUUGAGUUCGACGCCGCCGGUAACCCCAGCGCCGUGAGCAAGAAGGACAUCAAGAAGGCCAAGAAGGAGGCCAAGAAGGCAUCCAAGGGUGACGACAAGGAUAAGAAGCGCAAGCGGUCAGACGAGACCGAAGAUGCGGGCGACAAGAAGAAGAAGAAGAAGAGGGACGACUAG